AUGCUAGGAUACACCACGCCGUACGAGAAGCUCAACUCGACCGAGAACGUGAGCAUCGAAGACCCCCAUAUCCAGACCCGGCCAUACUCCCGGCGUCCCUCGAUAGCAACCUGCCUCCUCGCCCUCACCACCGUCCUCUUCGGCGCUCAGUCCCUCUACCUGUGGUCUCGUCCCGCGCCCACAUGCAGCAGAUACCCUUUUGACGCAGGAUACCCGACUGAAUGGGGACCCGCCGUGGAGUCAAUCAAGCUGGAAAAAACCACCUUCACCAGCCCGCUGCGCUACAACACCACCUCGAGCCAGCUGUAUCGUGACUUCGACGCCUCCCAGCCGCAAUACAUCGGCGCGCCGUCGCCGGAAAUAGACGCUGCGUGGGAGAGUCUCCUAGGAGGUCAAUUCCUGGUACUCAGCGACGACGAAGCCACGGAACUCGAUGACCCGGUGUCUAUCGAGGGCCGUUGGGUUGGAGAGGUGGAGGUGAUGCACUCGCUGCACUGCCUGAAUACGUUGCGCAAGGCGCUGUCGCCGGAGUAUUACGGGGGCGCGUCACAUUUGGGGCCGGCGCACGCGCGCUCGCGCCUGUCGGUGCAUCUCGGUCCGGCAGAGUCUUCAGUGCGCGGGCGAUCUGACGCCCGUCGUGCUGAGGCCGUUGGGGGAAGACUCGCGGGGCGCGGUCGUGGGGACCCCGAUGGUGCAUACGUGUCGGAGCUGGGAGGCGUUGAGGACGUGGUAUACCCAGCGGGGGGAGAGACAUGGGAAGGUGGGUUAGGGGGGGUAUUGAGUCCGACAGAGAGCAAGUUGUUUCUGGGUGUCUGGGGAGAGACGAAGACUUGA
This is a messenger RNA of Aspergillus clavatus NRRL 1, 834 nucleotides long. Its product is annotated as oxidase ustYa family protein. Bases 1 to 834 code for a protein of 277 amino acids. The transcript is spliced from 5 exons. Gene Ontology annotation, biological process: mycotoxin biosynthetic process. The record is from RefSeq and is a predicted model, not a curated record. Lineage: Eukaryota; Fungi; Ascomycota; Eurotiomycetes; Eurotiales; Aspergillaceae.